CGCUAGUCUUUCGCGUUUCGAGUGCUGGGCCUUUUUGUCCACUACCGCGUGCGGUGUCAGUUUCCGUGCGGAAAGUGGUGGUCGUGAGAGAGGAAGAUGGCGGCUACUGUGGUAGCGCCGCCUGUUGCGGUGGCCUCCCGCGCCAGCAAGCGCAGCGGCAGCGGACCGGGAGGCGGCGGCGGUGGGGCAGCCAGAGGGGCGGAGGAGGAACCACCGCCGCCCCUACAAGCAGUUCUGGUGGCGGACAGCUUCGACCGCCGCUUCUUCCCCAUCUCCAAGGACCAGCCUCGGGUCCUCUUGCCCCUGGCCAAUGUGGCACUAAUUGACUACACUCUGGAAUUUCUGACUGCCACAGGUGUACAGGAAACCUUUGUCUUUUGUUGCUGGAAGGCUGCUCAAAUCAAGGACCAUUUGUUGAAAUCCAAGUGGUGCCGCCCUACAUCCCUCAAUGUAGUUCGAAUAAUUACAUCAGAGCUAUAUAGAUCACUGGGGGAUGUUCUCCGUGAUGUUGAUGCCAAGGCCUUGGUGCGCUCUGACUUCCUUCUGGUGUAUGGGGAUGUCAUCUCAAACAUCAAUAUUACCAGAGCCCUGGAAGAACACAGGUUGAGGCGGAAGCUAGAAAAAAAUGUAUCUGUGAUGACAAUGAUCUUCAAGGAGUCAUCCCCCAGCCACCCAGCUCGUUGCCCCGAGGACAACGUGGUAAUGGCUGUAGAUAGUGCCACAAACCGGGUUCUCCAUUUCCAGAAGACUCAAGGCCUCCGACGUUUUUCUUUUCCCCUGAGCUUAUUCCGGGGCAGUGGAGAUGGAGUGGAGAUUCGCUAUGAUUUACUGGAUUGUCAUAUCAGCAUCUGCUCUCCUCAGGUGGCUCAACUCUUCACAGACAACUUCGACUACCAAACCCGAGAUGACUUUGUGCGAGGCCUGUUAGUGAAUGAGGAGAUCUUAGGAAACCAGAUCCACAUGCACGUGACAACUAAGGAAUAUGGUGCCCGGGUCUCUAACCUACACAUGUAUGCUGCUGUCUGUGCUGAUGUCAUCCGCCGAUGGGUCUACCCUCUCACACCAGAGACGAACUUCACUGACAGUGCAGCCCAGAGCUGCACUCACUCUCGGCACAACAUCUACCGGGGGCCUGAGGUCAGCCUGGGCCAUGGCAGCAUCUUGGAGGAAAAUGUGCUCCUGGGCUCUGGCACUGUCAUUGGCAGCAAUUGCUCCAUCACCAACAGUGUCAUUGGCCCCGGCUGUCACAUUGGUGAUAAUGUGGUACUGGACCGGGCGUUCCUGUGGCAGGGCGUUCGUGUAGCUGCUGCAGCACAGAUCCAUCAGUCUCUGCUCUGUAACAAUGCUGAGGUCAAAGAAAAUGUUAUAUUGAAGCCACGCUGUGUCCUCACUUCCCAGGUGGUAGUGGGCCCAAGUAUCACGCUGCCUGAGGGCUCAGUGAUCUCUCUGCACCCUCCAGAUGCGGAGGACGAUGAGGAUGAUGGUCAGUUCAGUGACGAUUCUGGAACUGACCAAGAAAAGGAGAAAGUGAAGCUGAAAGGUUACAAUCCAGCAGAAGUUGGAGUUGCAGGCCAGGGCUACCUCUGGAAAGCUGCGGACAUGAACAAGGAGGAAGAGGAGGAACUACGGCAGAAUCUGUGGGGACUCAAAAUCAACAUGGAAGAAGAGAGUGAAACUGAAAGUGAGCAUAGUAUGGAUUCUGAGGAACUAGACAGCCGGGCAGGCUCCCCACAGAUGGAUGACAUCAAAGUGUUCCAGAAUGAAGUCCUGGGAACACUUCAGCGGGGCAAGGAGGAGAACAUUUCCUGUGAUAAUCUAGUCCUAGAGAUCAACUCUCUCAAGUAUGCCUACAACAUAAGCCUAAAGGAGGUGAUGCAGGUACUGAGCCACGUGAUCCUGGAGUUCCCCCUGCAACAAAUGGAUUCCCCGCUUGACCCAAAUCGCUACUGUGCCCUGCUGAUUCCUCUGCUCAAGGCCUGGAGCCCUGUUUUUAGGAACUACGUAAAGCGUGCAGCUGAUCAUUUGGAAGCAUUGGCAGCCAUAGAGGACUUCUUCCUGGAGCACGAAGCUCUUAUUACUUCCUCGGCCAAGGUACUGAUGGCUUUUUACCAGCUGGAGAUCCUGGCUGAGGAAACAAUCCUGAGCUGGUUCAGCCAAAGGGACAUAACUGACAAGGGCCGGCAGUUGCGCAAAAACCAGCAGCUGCAGAGGUUCAUCCAGUGGCUAAAAGAGGCAGAAGAAGAGUCAUCUGAAGAUGACUGAAGUUGCACUGCCUGCUCCUGUGUCUGUGGUUGAUUGCCCUCCUGGUUUCUGGUCCAGGGCAAGUGAGAGGCCAGUUGCAGAGGGAUGAGUGCCACCAUGAGCUGAGACUUAAAGGAGCAGAGGCUGGAACUACAGUAUUCUUCCCACCGCCAGCAACCAUGUGCCUGCCAUCCAUACUGGGGAGUUGGGAUGAGGGAAGUUGGGCUGGGUAACAGCUCUGUCUAAGGAGGAGCUAGGCAGGCCCUGCAGUUAGAGGAAGGCCAGAGGAACAGCUCUGUGCUCUGGUUUCCCCACAGGGAACAGCGGAGAGCAGCUGGCCCUCUCUGCUGCCUGUAUUUGUUGAUAUUAAAAAACAGAGAGAGAGGUAUACUUGGUUUCUCUCCAACUCUGACUGAUCAGCCCUUGAAGUAGAUGACCACAGACUUCUGAAACCUCUUUGACAUGGUAGCCUUUCCUUAACACCUGGUGGAGAGGAAGAAGAGGGGUGUUGUGGCCACUAGGUGGUACUGUGGUGCCUCGCUAAUUGACCAUCACCAAGGUUCAUGGUACUGGCAGGUUUUCUAGCCUUUCUGGACCAAUUUGAAGUCCUGGAGUGGUGUGCCUGAACCUAUUUACAUAAGAGAGUCCUAGUCCAAACUCUCAGGUGGUGAUAAUGCUGAGCAUAUGUAAGGCCCAUUAACACCUGCCAGUCUUUCAUGUGCUUUGUCCAGUUGACCUGGUACUACUGUCAGGAAAGCUGGGCUACUUUUCAUCUUAAAAACAAGGAAAUUUGUUCAAGGUCUUAUGACUCUUGGAGGGUAAAGCUAAGAACUUGAGCCUCACAAUCCAGAAUUUUUUUGCUUCAGCAUAUAGUGAAGGGAAGUUUUUGCAGAGGCAAAUACAACCCCAAGCCAGCAAUGGUUAUCCUAAGAACAGAGGAAGAUCCUGCGAAAUAGGCUUUCCCCUAAUAUUAAGAGUGUUUGCUGUAUGGCAGGCAUUUUGCUAAAUACUUUUCAUGUGUUACUGUAAUUAACCUUCACAUCAGCCCUGUGAAGUAAGUCUUACCCCAUUUUCAGGUGAGGAGCCUGAAGUUCACAGAGGUCCCGUAAUUGGUAAUAGAUAGCGCAAGGAUUUGUUAUUGGACUGUAGAGCUACGGUUUGUCAUCUUCCUAUAUUGUCUCUUUUAACCUCAACCAUGAGACAUGCCAUUCUAUCUUAUCUUUUUGAGCUUGUUCUUACCUUCCUAUAAUAACCCUUACUGUGUUAACACUCCAACUGUGGCAGAUGUCUCUGGUACAAGUGGCCCUUCUGGACAUCACAGAGAAAACGGCUGCCUUUCUUCAUUUCAGUUAGGUGGAAAGGAGUAAGCUGAGGAAGAGGACACUGAACUGUACUCAGGGGUGUGAAGGGGCAUUACUCAGUAUUUCUAAAGAGGAAAAAAUGGGCUGACCAACAUUUAGCUUAAUUUACUUUUCUCAUUCAGUAAAUCUCAGUUUCUCCUUUGUCAGUUGACCUACUGCCUAGAGAGCAUAUGAAGGUUAUGGCAUGGACCUAACAGGCACAGUUAAAUACAAAUAAUUAUAGAAUACCUCUAAUUUAUACCUAAUGAGUGGCAGAGAUCAGAAGUGGCUUAUAGAACUUUUUAGGAGGAAGAUAUUCCUUCUAGUUGGGGUGAUUGGGGAAGGCUUACAGGAAUGUAAGCCUUUAGGCCACUUGAGUGGCCUAAAAAAUAGAAAGGGUAGAAGGGAACAUUAAAAGCAAAGCAAAGGGUGUCCUUUUAAAUAUGGCAGGUUAAACACAUGGACUUUUUACUCCUUCCAAAACCCUGUUCAAAUGCCAGCAAAGGAAUUCUUCAAAAAAGGCAUGUCACUCAAUGAUAGGGAAAACAGGAAGUGACAAUAAUGAAUGAGAAACAUGAACAUUUAGGGGGAAAAAAUUAAGGGUGAACGUUGACUUAGCAGAGCAGAAUGAGAUGGGCUCUACCUGCUGAGGUGGUUAUUAACAAGAAGCAAGCCAGUGUGCCAUUCUGAACCUGGAAAAGGUUCAACAGAAGUGCGUAAGGAUUGGAGCUGCGAACCAGGGGUGGGAUAGAGGGAAAUCGGAUGAAGGUCUGUAUGAGAAAGAGCCCCCCAGGUACCCACUUUAUCCAAUCCAGCUGAGUUUAGUCUCUGGAGAAAUGGUGGGGAGGAAAUUCUCAAAGAAAUACUUACGAAGGUUUCUAAACCAAAAAGUCAUGAGUUUCUAGACUGACAACUUGUUAGUGCCCAGCGUAGUGAGUAAAAUAGCACCAUGAAAUUUCAGAACCUCAGGGAAGAUGUAAACUAUUAGGACCUCCAGACUAAAUAGCAGACAUGGUGGGGAUGGGAGUGAGAGACUAGAUUGAAAAGGAAAGAUUAAGUGAAAGUAUAUGAGUGGUAAAGCUCUGAAUAUCAGCACACACCAGCUGGUCCCCCUGGCAAAAACAAACUAAUUGAAGAAAAAAGGCCUACAAAUACUUAAGUUUUUGUUUCCUU
Molecule: messenger RNA, 4754 nt
Organism: Vicugna pacos (alpaca)
Lineage: Eukaryota; Metazoa; Chordata; Mammalia; Artiodactyla; Camelidae
Gene: EIF2B5
Product: eukaryotic translation initiation factor 2B subunit epsilon
Cellular component (GO): eukaryotic translation initiation factor 2B complex
Molecular function (GO): guanyl-nucleotide exchange factor activity; translation initiation factor binding; translation initiation factor activity
Source: RefSeq, a predicted model, not a curated record